UGGCAGCAAUAUGGCGCGCACAUCCAGACUCUCUUCUCACACAGCCGCCCAAUCUGCUAUCCCCAUUCAGGACAGCUGGCCAAUCACAGAGCUCGCAUCGGGCUGACAACUAUUCAACAUGGAGACAACAGUUGAAAAGCUAGAAGCGAUGUUCCUGAAGUCAGAGGCAGACCUGGAAUACAUUGAGAAGCGGCUGAAGCUGGACUUCAUCACCAACACUGCUGAGAAUGGAUGUCUGACUGAGGACAACCCAGUGGUGAUGCUGGAGAAACUGAGAGCCAUCAAGGCCAAACACACAGUGUUGUGCUCUCAGGUGAGGGAGAUUGCAACUGCACAGAAGGAGUCCAUAGAUUCCAUCAGAAACAGCCUAAGCAGUGUCAUGGAGCUGAUCCAACACUUCCAACAGACUGCUGAUGUGGAGGUUCAGCCACUGACAGAGCCAGUGCAAGAGUCUGCAGAAUUUCUGGAUACAGCAAAUUUUAUCAGUGCCACAACAGAGGUGCCUCCUGCUGUAGCAGCUUCUGACCAACAGCAGCCAUUGAUGGCCCCCUCAGUGUGCAGAAGAUGAAACAGUUGAAGAUGAAGACCCACCUACAUCACUGUCAGAGAGUGUGGAAAGAUGCCAAACCCCAUCUCGUCCACUCUGUGAAAGCUAACUACUGAGUCCCAUCACCGAACCCAGGCACCUGUCUACACACCAGUUCCAGAAGUGUGGUUAUCUACUUGUAGUAUUCCCGUCAGAAAUUAAUCCAAGAAACUUUCUUCUCACUUUAUUGGUCUUUCCCCAAUUGAACACAUCACUACUUUGUCAGCAGUAAGAUUAACACUCAUCAAGUCCAUGAGGUUUCAUCCUACUUUCCAGGUCUCUUAAGUUAAACCAGUCUCUUCCAGCCACAGAAUAAAAAAAACUGCCAGCUCCAGUCCACCACCGGAAAACCUACUGAUUCACCUCACCUAUCUGCCCUCUCCUCCCUGGAUCUACACAGAAAACCCAUUGUGGAUAAGUUCUUUGGCAAGUGGCACAUGUGCCUUGUCCCAUAAGCUUUAGAUACAGGACAGAAUGUCUAUUGCAGUCUUUAACAGUUUUCCUUUGCAAAAAAAAAAAAAAAAAAAAAUUAUUAGUUUCAGUUGAACUAAUAAUUGAUUUGAUGAUGGAAGAGCAGCUGUGAAUGUUUCUGUUUCAUGUAGGUUCUCCUGGUCAACCACUCCUGUAGAGUGCUGCUGCUGAAGACUUGUGUAUUCACUUAAUGCAGAAGUUAAUUAGUGUCCCAAUGCAAAGGCAUUUAGCAAUAAAACAUACCUUAAUUGCUUUAAUAAUUUAUUGCAGUGUACAUAGCAAGUUGAAUAAUAUAGGAGGGGAAAUGAAUUAAAAUAAAAUAAAAUUCUGGUGGUACCUGCACUUCAAUAUAGAAAAGGUAAUGUAGGUUUUGGAAGAGACGGGCAGCUAACAUCUGGAUAGUGUCCAUUCAUCAUAAAGAGACAUUAUGAAAUUUUCACAGGCUAAUUAUUAAGAUAAUUGUGAGUUAAUCGACGUUGGCAGUCCUGCUGUAAUCUAAAGUUGUCAUAUUUUAACUAUUCAUGACUGCAAUCAUUUUCAGGACUACUGGAGAAAACCAUGAAUUUGGAUAGUUCACCAUUUCUUAAACAGAGCAAGAAAUGAAAGUGUAUCAUACUAUUUCAAUUGAUCAUUAUCACUGUUUAUGGCCGACCCUAGGGAGUUGGCUAAUUUCAGACAUUUUAGAGUCAAAAGUGAAACCUAAACCUUAAUUUAAUUGAAAGAGCACAAGAUAGCUAGUCCACAGAAACUGGCUUCUUCGUUUUUGUUUUUGCAUGCACAGAGUUCCCUGUUGAGUGUCUUUUGUUCCUGUUGUGUUGUUUGUGAGUUCUUGUUGAAGUAUAAAAACAAAUUAACUCACAUUAGUCUGUAUAAGAAGUUGUGUAGAAUUUGAACAGCAUGUGCAUCAAUUCAAUUCAAUUUUUUUUACAGACCAAACUCUUUAUCUACAGAGACCCAAAAAUUCCAGCUCUAAUAGUAGACUUUUAACUACAGUAUAUGUAGUAUAUAUAGUGUGAUGCCCACCAAUGUGUGGUCACGUUUGUGUUAAUGUAUUGUAUUUUCAUGUAUAAUACAAGUUUUCACAAUAUGUACAUUAAGUGCAUUUCAACCCUUAUUUCAUGAUAAUUUCCAAUCUGUUUUGCACCAUGUACAUUAAUAUCUAUAGCCAGCAGGGGGCAGUGUGAUGCUUUACUUUACUCAUGACGUCUUUACGGCAGGAGGGUCACUUUACUGUGACUGAUUUCCUUAAUCUGCUGAGCGAGGCUAAAUGAACAGAAUUAAUGUUUCCCUGUGUCAUUUAUUUCUCCUGUUUGCAUAACAUAUUAUUUGUUUGCUUGGUGCCAGCUGGUACCUAUGACAAUAGCAAAGUAUCUACAUAUAUAAUACAUUUAUGUAUGUGAUAUAUGUACAUAUUAGUAACAGAUAGUAUAUGUUGCUACAUAAUACAACACUAUGGAUCUAACAAUAAUGGAGUUACCAAUGGUAAUAGCAGUUGCAGUGGAUCAGGGGCCAUGGCAGGAAAUGUAGCUAUAGUCCACAUUCCAAAGCACAGAGACUCCAUGGAAGAAGCUCAGUUAUUAGCAAGCCUUGGUAGGACAUGAGUAUAUACAGAUGGAGAGGGAGAGAAGAGGAGCUUGAUGUGUCAUUGGAAGCCCCCAGCAGCCUAAUUGUAGCAUAACUGGCAAGUUGCCGGGUCAACUACUCAUAAUACGGCUGUAUGAGUGAUAAAAGAGAACAGACCUCUUUUUUCCUCUCUACCAACAUGCACAAUGUCUGUUGACACAUUACAAUUAAUGUCAAUAAACAAUGAAUUUUGGAAAGUACGUCCGGUGUUUCUUAAAUCACUUUUUCAGUGUAAUGACAUGUGGAUUGGUAAAGCAAUGUUAGUGUUUGUUAAUAGACUGAAACCCUGAUCAAGACAAAUAGGGUUUUGAUGUUGAGCAACCUUCAAACCUUUAAUAAUAUUCAGUACAAUUGAAUUUACAAAAUCUAACCCUUGCAGGUUAAGUUAAAAUGGCUGUAUUUUACUUUGUCAAAACAAGUGAGUAAUUCAUAACAAACUGGCCAAUAUUUAACACAAAAACAUUAACAGCUUGUGGUAAAUACUGCUGUGAAGCAGUACACUUUGCCUGGAGGAUUUAGCAGGAGCACUCAUGGCAAACAGUUACACACAUACAGGUAAAUUGAUG
Molecule: messenger RNA, 3246 nt
Organism: Chelmon rostratus (copperband butterflyfish)
Lineage: Eukaryota; Metazoa; Chordata; Actinopteri; Chaetodontiformes; Chaetodontidae
Gene: ska2
Product: spindle and kinetochore associated complex subunit 2
Exons: 7
Coding region: 119-568 (149 amino acids)
Biological process (GO): cell division; mitotic cell cycle; chromosome segregation
Cellular component (GO): outer kinetochore; spindle microtubule
Molecular function (GO): microtubule binding
Source: RefSeq, a predicted model, not a curated record